AUGGAGAGGAGGAUGAAGAUAUGGACGUACCAGGAGGGGGAGCCGCCGCUGGCGCACCUCGGCCCGGGCACCGACAUCUACUCCAUCGAGGGCCAGUUCCUGUACGAGAUAGAGGACCCCCGGAACCGCUUCGCCGCGCGCCGCCCCGGCGAGGCCAACGUCUUCCUGCUCCCCAUCAGCGUAUGCAACCUCGUCCACUACGUCUACCGCCUCAACACCACCGCCUACCUCGCGCCGCUGCGCCGCCUGGUCGCGGACUACGUCCGCGUGGUCGCCGAGAGGCACCCGUACUGGAACCGCUCCGGCGGCACCGACCACGUCCUCGUGUCGUGCCACGACUGGGCGCCACUAGUCUCGGAGGGGAACCGGCAGCUCUACGGCAACGCGAUCCGGGUUCUGUGCAACGCCAACACCUCCGAGGGCUUCACGCCCAGGAAGGACGCGACGCUGCCGGAGGUGAACCUCGCCGACGGCGUCCUCCGCAGGCCGACGUUCGGCCUGCCGCCCGAGAACCGGACCACACUCGCCUUCUUCGCCGGUGGGAUGCACGGCGACAUACGCAGAAACCUCCUGCAGCACUGGGUCGGCAGAGACCCGGACAUGCACGUCCACGAGUACCUCCACGCCGGGCAGGACUACCAUGCGCUCAUGACCAGGGCGCGGUUCUGCCUCUGCCCCAGCGGCUUCGAGGUGGCGAGCCCGAGGGUGGUGGAGUCCGUCUUCGCCGGCUGCGUGCCGGUGAUCAUCUCGGAGGGGUACCCGCUGCCCUUCAGCGACGUGCUGGACUGGAGCAAGAUGUCGGUGACGGUGCCGGCGGCUAGGAUACCGGAGCUGAAGGCCAUCCUGCGGGGCGUGUCAGAGAGGAGGUACCGUGUGCUGCGUGCCAGGGUGCUGCAGGCGCAGCGGCACUUCGUGCUCCACCGGCCGGCGAGGCGGUUCGACAUGAUUCACAUGGUGCUGCACUCCAUCUGGCUCAGGAGGCUCAACGUCAGGCUACCGUACUGA
Triticum turgidum subsp. durum (durum wheat) is the source of this 1005-nucleotide messenger RNA. The record is from the annotation of a GenBank genome assembly. NCBI's taxonomy places the organism in Eukaryota, Viridiplantae, Streptophyta, Magnoliopsida, Poales, Poaceae.